Molecule: messenger RNA, 3484 nt
Organism: Ipomoea triloba (trilobed morning glory)
Lineage: Eukaryota; Viridiplantae; Streptophyta; Magnoliopsida; Solanales; Convolvulaceae
Exons: 4
Coding region: 681-3125 (814 amino acids)
Biological process (GO): regulation of transcription by RNA polymerase II
Cellular component (GO): piccolo histone acetyltransferase complex
Source: RefSeq, a predicted model, not a curated record
CGCGAACUCCACUCUGCAAAACUCUUUCGCGCCGCGCCGACUCUUAACCGAUCCUUUUGAGUUUUGAUCUUCCGCCGUUUGCCGCUAUCCCUAACCUUUCCGUCUCUCGAUUUCUUGUCGUUUCUUCGCCUUCCCAAAUCGAUCGUUUUCUUCUGGGAAUUCGAAAGUCCUCCGCUUUUAAUCUACGGAGUUAAUGUUAUUCUGGCUUUUUAGUGUAGAGUGAGUUCAUAACGUUUUUCGCAUAUUCUAUUCCAGACGUGAGUCUCUCCGUUUUCAUGUUUAAAAGGAAUUUUUGUUUUUUUCUUUCUUUCUUUCACUGAUUUUAUUUCGACCCAGUGAAGAGAAGACUGCACUGGCGACGAGUGACUAGAGUCUGAUCUGGAAAACGCACUGAAGCGGGUUCUAGGACUGUCACGUGUUUCGCGAUUUUAUAUUAUGAAAAAUGUUUCCUUUUAAAAGGAAUCCACUCUGUAAGUGAGUUUGCUUAACCUGGGAUAGUCCAAGUUUGGGUUUUUUUCCCUUUGAUUAGAGCUUUUUCCAAGAAAGCAUGGAAAACUGGGUUUGAGCUGUACAGAUUUCUCUUAUUUCAUCUCAGUGAAGAUUUUGAUUAGAAUUAGUUUUGGAGAAAAAGGAAAGUUUUGUUUAAGGGCAGGGUUUUGCCUUUAGAGCACUUAGUGCCAAUGCCUUCAAUGGGAAUGGGGAAGACCACAAGGGUUUUCAGGGCGAGGGUAUUAAGAUCCGGAAGGCAAAUGUGGAUCCCAUGUGAAGGGAAGAGGGUGCGAGCAAUUGAAGGGGAACAGUGGAUUGAGCUUCUUGACAGAGGUGAUGCAGCUCAAUGCAAGGAAAAUGGGUGGCACAGAAACAGUGCUUCUCUGAAGCAAGAAUCUUCUGGAAUUAUUGUUAAUACUACAACUGUUGCACCUCAGCUGGAUAGACCUGAAAGUGAGAAUAAAAAUGUAGAUAAGAUGUGGGGAAUUGUUUAUACAAGGAAAAGGAAGAGGGCGGAAUUCGAAAAUCCUGGUAUAGCAGAUAAUGGUGUAAAUUGGUGUUUGGAGCAUGGAAGGUUUGGCAGGCAGUAUGUUCGAAAGAGGUGUAAGAAGAAAAUUAAGGGAAGUUCUGCAGAAAGUUCACAGGGUCAUCCUGCUUCUUCCCUUAAACACAUUGUUAUUGUAAAUUCUUCACAUGCCAGUACAAAUUUGAUUUCUUGCUUGUUGAAUUCUAUAUUAUGUUACAUGCGGAUUACUAGUGUCAGCUUGCAUCACCUUUAUGGGUUCCUAAAUACGAAGCCAAUUCAUGAUUUAUACUCUUUGCAUGGAAUUCGUUUUCUUGAGGAAUGCCCUUCUGAAAUGAGACUCAGAGCUUGCAUCAUUUCUGGUGUUUGGUUUUCUCUGCCAAUCUUUUCUAUCAACUUUUCUACUGUUCCAUGUUGCUUUAUGUAUAUACACUCAAGUUUGUUUCUUAGACCAGCUUCUUCUUCCUACAUUCUUUGGACAUUCUCAAUGGCUUCCAAUGAGCGAGAUGUUAAAAUGGCUGUUGACACUGAGCAUUUGCUAUGUGAAUGUGAUGCUUCUGAGAGUGAUCAUUUGGGGCAGAAAGGGGUACCAUCUGAUAUUGAUUCUGGGAUGUGGGUGCUUGCACAACCAGUAGUUAGUGUUCCAAAAGUAACUGUUGGUAAUUUUCCAUGUGAUACUUCUGAGAGUGACCAUUUGGUGCAGAAAGGGGUACCCUCUAAUAUUGAUUCUGGGAUGUGGGUGCUUGCACAACCAGCACCUAGAGUUCCAAAAGUAACUGUUUGUAAUUUGCCAUCAAGGAAUGGUUGCACUAUCCAGAAGCGGAGGAGUACCUUUAGGUCAAGGAGAGGUCGGUGCCCUUCGGUUCUUGGAAUGCAGAAAGACAGCAGGGUGUUGAUUUCUAACAAUUUCAUGUUCAGACAUAAUGGCAUCCUAUCUUCCUCGUUGUCAUCUCGUUAUGGGCCUAGGAGUUCUGCUAAGAAAAUUCCCAUUGCUUAUACCCGUGAACUGAUAUCCGCCUCAGUGGUAGCAGGGCAAAACAUUGAUGCAAGAAGCUGUUCUGCAAAUUUAUUGGUUAUUGAAUCAGACAAGUGUUAUAGGGAGGAAGCAGCCAUUAUCACAAUGGAACGUUCUGUUUCAAAACAUUGGAUUCUUGUCGUUAAGCAAGGAGGGAUGGAGCGGUUCCAACUUACAGCUGAGAGAGUUAUGAGGCCAUGUGGCUCUAACCGCAUCACUCAUGCAAUAAUAUGGAAUACCAAUGAUAAUUGGAAGAUGGAAUUUCUUGAUAGGAAAGAUUGGCUGAUUUUCAAGGAACUUUAUAAGGAAUGUUAUGAUCGCAAUACACAGCCCCAAGCAGUGAGUUCUAUUCCUAUUCCUGGGAUAUCUGAAGUUUCAGGAUAUACAGAUAGCAAUUAUGUGCCAUUUAUUCAACCAGAUUCAUACAUCUCUGUAAAGGAUGAUGAACCAACACGAGCAUUGGCAAGCAGGACGGCAAACUAUGACCUUGAUUCUGAUGAUGAAGAGUGGCUUAAUAAAUUCAAUAAUCAAUCUUGCUCAGAGAACAAGCUUCAUGAGCAUAUUUCGGGUGAAAGAUUGGAGUUGAUAAUUGAUGCUUUUGAAAGAGGGGCUUUCUCUAAUCCAGAUGGUUUUGCUGAUGAGAAAGCUGCUUGUAGCGUUUGCCUGGAUUUAGAAAGGAAAGAAGUUGUAGAGGCUGUGUACAAUUACUGGUCUAAAAAACGGAAACAAAAACGAUCUACCUUGAUGAGGAUUUUCCAGUUGUACCAACCAAGGACUGAAGUGAUCCCAAAGUCUGUUAUACGGAAGAAAAAACUAUUCAAACGACAGAAAAGUCAAGCUGGAAGAGGGAAGCAACUAACUUUCUUGAAAGCUGUAGAAGAUGCUCAGCAGCAACAGAGUGCCAUGGUUAAGAUUAAAGAAGCUGAAGCUGCUGCACACAAACAGGAGUGCGUGGCUGUUGUCAAGCGGCAAAAGGCACAACAGCUCAUGGAAAGUGCAGAUUUAUUGACUUUUAAAGCUAUGAUGGCACUUAGAAUAGCUGAAGCAGCAAAGACUGCUGAAUCUGCUGAUGGUGCUGCAUCGUUCUUCCAUGGUUAAUCAAUCUGGAUUUCAUAUCCAUGACAAGGCUCUUUAUGGGAGGGAUAGAUUGAAGAGAUGAAAGCCUCAUGGCCAGUUUUUUGAAGGCGUCUUCCAGAGGUUAUGUUAGGAAAGAAUCGACUCUGUACAGAAUUAUUUAAGCGUAUUAGAUGGUGGCUUAUCUUUGGCCGGAGGUUUGAAUUUUUAUACUUUUUUUUUUAAUGUACAUUUUGUAUUAUUAGGCUUGUUUAAAGAGUGCAGCUAUGGGUUUAUUAUUUUUAUUUAUUUUUUGGUAGUUUAUGUAGGUAGUAAAUAAUAGCGUCUCAACAAGCCUUUUGCUUCACUUAUUUUAAGUUAGCUGUUCAACUGCAUUCAAGUGA